AUGUCGACAAAUCCUCCCGUCGUAUUAUACCACUACGAAGCCUCCCCCUUCGCAAAAAAAGUGCAGAGUCUCCUCGCGCUUAAGGGCGUGCCGUACACCAGGGUCCUAGUAUUAAACAUCCCCCCGCGCCCCGCGCUCUCCACACUCCUGGGCAUCACCUAUCGCCGUGUGCCCGUGCUCGCCAUCGGCUCCGAUAUCUACUGUGAUUCUGCCGCCAUCGCAAGCGCCCUCGAGCGUCGCUUCCCCGCCGCGCCCACGCUCUAUCCGUUCCGUGUCGGCGUUGGGAAGACUGCACCAAUUGCGGAGGAAGUUGUGAAGACGGACACUGCGGUGGUACGCGCGCUCGCGUUCUGGGCAGAAGGCCAGGUCUUCCCAACUGUCCAAGACCACAUGCCAUACGAGAGCCUUCCCGCAGAGUGGAUCCACGACCGCAGCGGGCACCGCGGCGCGCCGAUCGAUAUCCCCACCAUUGUUGCAAGGAGGGACGACUCGAAGAGCACAGUGGCGUCACAUUUGGCGCUGCUGGAAGCGCAGCUCGCCGAUGGACGCGAGUGGCUCCUCGACACGACCGCACCGGGCCUUGCAGACAUCAUCGUACACACGCCUUUCGCGUGGGCGCGCACGCUGUCCUCACUUGCGGACCUGUUUGACCCUACAGUCGUCCCGCGAACAAUUGCAUGGCUCGACCGCACUUCUACAUACCUCGAUGCCCGGCGCGUCUCAGCCCCUGUGAUCUCCCCCGAGGACGCCGCCCAUGUGAUCACGUCCGCACAAGCGGAGGAUAUUGAUUACACCGUCGGAUUCAACGCGACGGACGCGCGACGACUGGGCACGGAGCGAGGCGACGCGGUCACGGUCACCCCACGCGACGUCGGGAAAGUGCCGACAGUGGGGACGCUAGUGGCGUUGAGCAGCGAGGAGAUCGUACUCGAGACGAGGGGCGAGGUGGGGGUCGUGCGGUGCCAUUUUCCGCGCCUCGGAUUCCAGAUCAAGAAGGCGGAGGCAAAGCUGUGA
Fibroporia radiculosa is the source of this 1014-nucleotide messenger RNA. RefSeq lists its product as uncharacterized. Lineage: Eukaryota; Fungi; Basidiomycota; Agaricomycetes; Polyporales; Fibroporiaceae. The coding region runs from base 1 to 1014 and encodes 337 amino acids. The transcript is spliced from 7 exons. The record is from RefSeq and is a predicted model, not a curated record.